Molecule: messenger RNA, 2216 nt
Organism: Armigeres subalbatus
Lineage: Eukaryota; Metazoa; Arthropoda; Insecta; Diptera; Culicidae
Gene: Dsor1
Product: dual specificity mitogen-activated protein kinase kinase dSOR1
Exons: 4
Coding region: 287-1501 (404 amino acids)
Biological process (GO): protein phosphorylation
Molecular function (GO): protein kinase activity; ATP binding
Source: RefSeq, a predicted model, not a curated record
UUUGCACCAUAUCGACGCAGUGUGUUGAAUUUUAUCGAGACAAGUGGAAAAAGUAUUUUUCUCCUCCAGACAGAUUUUCUAAUCUUUAUUGUACAAAUUAAAGUAAAUUCCAGCAAAGUAGUAGUUUGCAGACAGGAGUUAUUAUUAUCUAAAGUGCAGAUCGACUAGUAAUAGCGUCAGUCAAUUAUCAGUGAGCGUCUUAUUUCCGUUUAUCAUUGAAUACUCGGGGCAUCCUUCUCAACCUGAACUAAAAUUUCUUUGACGGUUACCGCACUCGUUGUUUGCAAUGAGUAAAAUGACCAAGAACAAACUUAAUCUAACGUUGCCCCCGGGCUCGGUAGACGUCACGGUUAGUCAACAAACUACUCCAACGCCCUCGUUCAAGACGCCCUCCGGUACGGAGUAUGUCAUCGGGAAGCACAACCUGUUGGGCAAACCCAAGAACAGCAUCGAUGCGCUAACGGAAACGCUGGAAGAGCUGGAAAUCGACGAGAAUGCUCGGAAGCGGAUAAAGGUGUUCCUGAGCCAGAAGGAGAAGAUCGGUGAGCUGAGCGAUGAGGAUCUGGAGAAGUUGGGCGAGCUGGGUUCCGGCAACGGCGGAGUGGUUAUGAAGGUACGACACAUUCCGACGGAGUUGAUAAUGGCCCGUAAGCUGAUUCACCUGGAGGUGAAACCGGCCAUCAAGAAGCAGAUCAUCCGGGAGCUGAAGGUGCUGCAUGACUGCAAUUUCCCGCACAUUGUCGGAUUUUACGGGGCAUUCUACAGCGACGGGGAGAUUAGCAUUUGCAUGGAGUACAUGGAUGGCGGUUCGUUGGAUUUGAUCCUGAAACGGGCGGGUCGCAUUCCGGAGCCGAUACUGGCGAAAAUAACGUGCGCCGUGCUGAAGGGGUUGAGUUAUCUGAGGGAUAAGCACGCCAUCAUGCACCGGGACGUGAAGCCGAGCAACAUUUUGGUGAACAGCAGCGGCGAGAUUAAGAUCUGUGAUUUUGGCGUGUCCGGGCAGCUGAUCGACUCGAUGGCAAAUUCGUUCGUCGGAACCAGGAGUUAUAUGUCGCCGGAGCGUUUACAGGGCACCCACUACUCGGUCCAGUCGGACAUCUGGUCGCUUGGGUUAUCUCUUGUUGAAAUGGCCAUCGGAAUGUACCCGAUCCCGCCACCGGAUGCCAAAAUGUUGGACUACAUUUUCCAAGACAAGGGCGACGACAGCUCUCCGGGACAGAACAUCAUCGAACCGAAACCGAUGGCCAUCUUCGAGCUGCUGGACUACAUUGUCAACGAACCACCCCCGAAGCUGGAGCAUAACUCGUUCACCGAUCGGUUUAAGGACUUCGUCGAUCGGUGUCUGAAGAAGAACCCCGACGAGCGGGCCGAUCUGAAAACGUUGAUUAACCACGACUGGAUUAAGAACAUCGAACAAGAGGACGUGGACAUAGCCGGCUGGGUGUGUAAGACGAUGGAUCUGCUGCCCUCUACACCGAAGCGCAAUGCGUCGCCGAACUAAGUUCAGAGAAAGAAAGUCUUAAUUAUGCGCAACUUUUGUGGGUGGAUGGCGCCGUAUAAGUUGGAUGUCCCAAAAUGUUCCCUGAGUGCAAUGCGGCAUGCUUGCUCUGAGUUUUAUUUUAAGUAAUUCGUUUUAAAUUGUAUUUUAAUUGUGUACAGUGUAACGUGUUUAAUUUUUAUUGAUUUUGAGCAUGUAUAUUUCUCAGUUUAUGAGUUUUACAUUACAGAGCGAUGCAUUAAAUGCAAUAAAUAAAAUGUAUAAUCAAUAUGAUAUAAAAAUAACACUUUUACAAAUAGAUGUCAAUAUAGCCAUUAUAGUUGGGUCUUACAGCAUAUUCGGAUGUUGAAUAGAGAUGCAUGAAAGAUAGGGGAAAUCGAUACGAAGCGUAAGGACAAGCAUUCCCUAUAUUAUUACUUAAACUCUGAACCUUGAUCCAAGAGAAGCGACCCAUGAAAGCAUUGUAUUGUACGUUUUAAGAGAUUAUUCGAUAUUGGAGAUACAUCCGCAUACAUCAUUCGGCACUACUUCAACUAAUUGCACGGUUGCGAAAAAUGAGCCCAUAUUUAUUGCUAGACAAUAGAUUAAUAAUCAUAACUAAAUUCUUCUACUGCGAUGUGUAGCUGGCAAUACUGAUUGUCAUACGUGAAACUCGAUGCAGCAUACAUCCAUUGACAUACGUGCAGGACAAAUGUAUUAAAAGUAUUUUAAAUUCGAA